Messenger RNA from Kogia breviceps (pygmy sperm whale), 1147 nucleotides. NCBI's taxonomy places the organism in Eukaryota, Metazoa, Chordata, Mammalia, Artiodactyla, Physeteridae. The record is from RefSeq and is a predicted model, not a curated record.
AUGGAGCGCGGGCUGCACCUCGGCGCGGCCGCCGCGGGCGAAGACGACCUCUUCCUGCACAAGAGCCUGAGCGCCUCCGCCGCCAAGCGCUUGGAGGCGGCUUUCCGCUCCCCGCCCCCGAGCAUGGACCUGUCCCUGGCGCCGCCGCCUCGGGAGCGCCCGGCGUCCUCCUCUUCGUCGCCUCUGGGCUGCUUCGAGCCGGCUGACCCCGAGGGGGCAGGGCUGCUGUUGCCGCCGCCCGGCGGAGGCGGCGGCGGCGGCGGCGGCGGCGGGGUGGGCGUCCCCGGGCUGCUCGUGGGCGCUGCCGGCGUUGGGGGCGACCCUAGCCUGAGCAGCCUGCCGGCGGGGGCCGCCCUCUGCCUCAAAUACGGAGAGAGCGCCGGCCGGGGCUCGGUGGCCGAGAGCAGCGGCGGCGAGCAGAGCCCCGACGACGACAGCGACGGCCGCUGCGAGCUGGUUCUGCGGGCCGGCGGCGCCGACCCGCGGGCCUCCCCGGGCGCGGGAGGCGGCGGCGUCAAGGCGGCCGAGGGCUGCUCCAACGCCCACCUCCACGGCGGCGCCAGCGCCCCCCCCGGGGGCCCGGCCGGCAGCGGCGGCGGGGGCAGCGGCGGCGGGGGCAGCGGCGGCGGCGGCGGGGGCAGCAGCAGCAGCAAGAAAUCCAAAGAGCAAAAGGCGCUGCGGCUCAACAUCAACGCCCGGGAGCGCCGGCGGAUGCACGACCUGAACGACGCGCUGGACGAGCUGCGCGCGGUGAUCCCCUACGCGCACAGCCCCUCGGUGCGGAAGCUCUCCAAGAUCGCUACGCUGCUGCUCGCCAAGAACUACAUCCUCAUGCAGGCGCAGGCCCUGGAGGAGAUGCGGCGCCUCGUCGCCUACCUCAACCAGGGCCAGGCCAUCUCGGCCGCCUCCCUGCCCAGCUCCGCGGCGGCGGCGGCGGCGGCCGCUGCCCUGCACCCAGCGCUCGGCGCCUACGAGCAGGCUGCCGGCUACCCGUUCAGCGCCGGGCUGCCCCCGGCCGCCUCCUGCCCGGAGAAGUGCGCCCUGUUCAAUAGCGUCUCCUCCAGCCUCUGCAAACAGUGCACGGAGAAGCCUUAAACAGCCCCCACCCCCGAAAAACAUAAGACCGACCCCAAAGCUAGAGGAGAGU